AAAAGGCAUAGAGUUACCUACCUUGAUGCGUAUUUCCGCCAUGUUUCUGUUUUCAAGAAGCGUGAAUAUGUGAUUGCUGCUAUAAUGCAGCCUGUCAUUGUGUUGUUUGGGACUCCAAUCCGUCACUUUAGGUAGGCAGAAGGGGACAGUUAAGUAUGAGUGCAUCUGUCCCCUCUCUGGAUGCCAUUCCCCUCCCGGGGGAGACAGCUGGCGAUCAGAAAAGUGAGAAGAAAAAGUCAAAGCUCAGAAGAUUGCAGGAUUCCAAUCAGCCAUCUAGUAUACUUGUAACCAAAGUAGUUACCACAAAAACAUCUAGUCACCCUCACCCAGCCAGCAAACUAAAGACGAUAGAUGGCAAACAGAAGGGUCUUCCUGUGGCACCAUUCCCCGACCUGGCUAGUGUUAGGAAUCAGUCUACCUCAACAGUACCAAAUCUGGCAAACUCCCAAAGCUCAUGUUCCAAUCCAUCAAGUGCUGGGACUAAGUCACUCUCAUUACCUCCCUCACAGACUAUUGUUGAUGAAUUAUUCAAAGAUUUCCUUGCCUCGAAACAGAAGGAGGAACAGAGCACACUAGACCAGAAUGACCCUGAUAUUGUGAGUUCCAUGGAAGAGAUGAGUAAACUGUUGGACGAGGAAAUCAGCAUGAUUAAUGGGAACACUAUUUCACAGAACCAACGCAAGAAAAAGGGGCGGUGGGAUUGUGAAGAAAAGAAAGAAAGUGUGAAUGUCGUGGAAGAGAAAACAAAAAGUGAACGUAAGAAAGGUAGAUGGGAUAGUGAAUCUAGGAAGGAGAGUGAAGUUAAGAUUGGUGUUGAAGUUGUGAGCCAUGGGGCUGAGGUGGAGAAGGCUGACGCUGACGAGGCAGUGAAUGAGGGGAAAGAUAAAGUGGGGGGGAUCAAGCUUGAGAUCAGUAAGCAGAGCAGAGACUGGAUUAACUCAGGGGACAUGACGGACCAGAAGAAGAAGGCGGUGUUGGAGGAAGGUGAGGUUUUGUCUUCGUCCAGCGACGAGAGCGACGAGGAGUCUGAGGACAGUGAAGUAGUUGAAGAUGGUCUUAUAGAAACAGGGUCACUUUCCAACUCAGACAAGGAAGGAAAGAGCAAAUCAAAGAAGAAGAAAAAACACAAACAUAAACACAAAAAGAAGAAAAAACACAAAAGCGCUAAGGGUGAACGAAAAAAUUCCAAAGAUAAGAGUUCUAAAGAGGACAGGAAGGAAGGGAAGAAGGAUGUGAAAAAGGAAAAGUCGGAGGAAGGGAAGAAGAAAGAAGACAAGAAGGAGAGGAAGAAAGAAGACAAGAAGGACCACAAAUCAAAGAGUUCUGAGAAACGGAGACACUCUCGAUCAAGAUCUAAGUCACCCAAAAGAAGGCGGACGCGGUCUCGUACGAAAAGCAAAGAGCGACACAGAGAGAGAACCGAUGAUCGGGAUGCCAGGAGUUAUGGAGGCCUUGGUCAUCCUAGAUCAGACAGACAUCAUCGGAGGUCAAGGAGCAGGUCAAGGUCACGAGAUAGGUCAAGGUCGAAGUCCAGAGAAAGGUCAAAGUCCCGAGAUAGGUCACAUGAGAAAUCCCGCCGGAGAGACCGCGAUGAACGACAUCAUGACAGAGAGUACCGGCAUCGUGAAAGAGAGCGAGGUGGCGAGAGGGACCGAAUAAAGGAUGCUGAUCGAGAAAAAGAUUUACGUGUGAAAAUAGACAAAUCCAAGCUCAGGAAAAUAGCCAUUGCCAAUGUGCUGGCUGCUGUGAAGGCCGGUGAACAGGGUGCGGAUGUGGAUCUCGCUACUCUCAAAGCUGGGGGCAAGUCGGUGGAGGAACUGACAGAUUUCUGUAAGAAGAUCUCUGAGAAAGGCUACAGUGAUAGCGACAGUGACAGCGAGUAUGGGCGACACUCGGAUGGGGAGGAGGGGGAGGGCCCCUUCAUCAACCACCCCUUCAAGCUGAGGGAUCCAUCCACACUCCCCAACAUCAUCAUGAACAUACGGAACUCGAAGCAGCUGCCAGUGCUCACCCCUCAGGCCAAGGCGACCCAGUGUGCCCAGCUUCGCCUCCAGUUCCCGGUCUCCAGCGGCAGCCAGCACCGCGCCAAGGAGGACCAGUGGGUGCCGGUGGAGAAGACAACAGCCCCCGUCACGACAACCAUUGCAACCAUUACACCUGUGGUGGCAACAACAGCAGCAGCAGCAGCAACUGUGGUGACUCAUACAACAGCAGCUCAGGCCGUGGCCCAGACAGCUGCUGUGAGUGUACCACUGUGUGUACCCCAGGAGGAUAAAGUCUUCCCUGACCCCCCCGCAGAGCCCAUUGACAUCGGUGCUAUCGUGUCGGAGAGGCUAUCCCUGGUGCGGAAGCUCACAGAAAACCCGUACGACGUCCAGGCCCUCUGCUCUAUGCACAAAGCCCAGGAGAAGUCCAGCCAGUGGGCCCAGUCCAAGUUCCUCCCUGGCCAGUUCACCGGCAGCACCGGAGUACAGCCUCUCUCCCAGCUGGAGCUCGCGGGACCAGAUAAGAAAAAUCAAGCGUGGUUUAAGAAGGUACACCCCCCAUGGCAUGCACCUGUGAUGGCAUUUGGGCCUGGUACUGACUUUGCUCUCUAAACUGUCGCAUCUUCGUCAACAUGUACCCCGAGCAUCCAGGAAGUGAAGAGAUUGUCGACCCACCAGACCGGUAACAUGCCUCUGUCGCUGUAUCGACUGUGGGUGGGGACACGGAGGCAUAUUACCGGUCUGGCUGAACCAUUCGGAUCACCUGUUAUUCCAGGCCUCCCAUCACUUACAUCUCUCCUCUCUUCUUUCUAUCAUAGUUGUUAUCUCCCUUUGAGUGGUGGCAGUCAGUCAUAGGUUGGAAGAUAGGCUAGCGACUCGCUUGUCACACACAGGGCUUGAAAGUAACGAUAGCCAGCGGAACAAUUUACAUGUAAAAUACUGUUUCUCAUUUUAAAAUGUCACACUUAUUUAGUUCUAGCAGAGACCAUAUCUAUUGUAUGGUCUCUGGUUCUAGUCCACUUCCUCUGCACUUCUUGCUUCUACCAAGAGAAAAACAACCAUUUUCACGACUUGUAGGUAAAAGCAUUUGAUUAAUGGUUCAUUGAAAAAAUAAGAUGAUGAUGUAACAGUUAGUAUUUGUUUUAGGCAUUAGUUAGACAGAUAAUGUUUAGCCCUGCUAAUGUAUAUAUUGUGAGGCUAAUGAUGGAUACCCUUAUCCUGACAUGGUUGUAAUAUUGCUUUAAAUUGAGAGUAUCUCUUAAGUCUCGGUCAUCAGGAAGGUCUUGCAUAUCGUAUGUCUUUAUGGAAAUUAUCUGUAUUGGAGACUAUUAAAUUUAUCUCAUCAUAAAAUUCUUUUCGGAAAUAUGAUCAGUUGCACUAGAUUCAGUGCUUUGUUUCAAAUAGCUAUAAAAAUAAUUCUGUAAAAAGUGAAACUUUCUACUCCAUUACUGAAUGUAUUUAUCCACUUGAUAGUGUAGUUGAAGUGAGUAGUGACAUGAACUUCUGGAGCUCUGCAUGCUUCUCUGUACAACAUAGAGCUUUCUCUGUUUUGGAAACAGUGCUAUUUUAUCAUGCAGAUGCAUCCUUGUAACUCAACCUAACCCGUUCAGCAUUAAUACAGAAACUAUGAACUCCUUAUAACCUGCGCUUGAACAUUUAUCUUCACUGAAAAUAUAGCUAUCUGUUUUGUAUAUAUCACUGUAUAUAUCUAUUGUGUAUCUGUUCCGUAGAGAUGUAUGUAGUGAUGGUGGGAGGUCUAGUUUAACAGGUGAUUUACACAAAUACUAGGAGUCCUUAUGUCUUUUGUCUGUAUGGAGGCAGUGUCCGAACUAUCUACAUGAACAUUCAUUAUGUAAAUAUAAAACAGACAUCCUAGAAAUAGGUUCUGUUCAAAAUUAGAUAUUAAUUUGACAACCUGAUGCACUUGAGUCAGGCUGUUGAUAUCACUGCGUCCAUACAGAUCCCCUUGAUGAGAAUCUUGUGACAAGAAUCCAGGGGCAGACGUAGUACCACUGAAUACUGCCGCACCGCCACCUCUCCACAUUCAGGCUGCUGAGAAUUGUCUCCCCUGAAAAUGAACACUGCGUAUUUUGCAUCCAUCUUUUGCAUAUAUUUUGCCCAAAGUGACAAAAACUUGAUAGCUUUGCAUAGGUGUCUCUGUCGUCAUGACAUUGUAUAUAUUAGAAAAUCUUCAAACUUUUAUUAUUUUUACUAACUACUGUAAUGGUCAGCUACUGAGGAAUUUAUCCCCCUAAAGGACUUCUGGUGUAUUCGAUGCCACUGUUGCCCAUGUAAAACAUUCUAGACUUAUUUCCUAGACUUGCCUCAAACUGACAUUAGUCCUGAUCUCUUUGGAAAAGGUAAUGCUCACUUCCCAUCCUGAAAUAAGAUCAGAUGAAGACUGUCUGUAAUAGUGGUCGCACAAAUUGGCUUGCACAAGAACAACAAAAGUUUAGUGUAGUUCAGGGGAGACAACUCUGAUUGGUAUGACCAGCUGGAAGCUUGUUGCAGGGUUCUGUUUUGACAAAACACAGGCGUGUAGGUUGACGUUGAUACUAGUGCUGAGGUACAGCACAAAGUGGUACUGGAGCCUAGCUGGUGGUAAGUACUCGCUGCACGAAACACCCAGUUACCUUCAAACUAUACAGGGGCACUUCCAGAUUCAUACGUUUAAAUGGUAGGCUUAAAAAAAUAAAAGAAUUGGUUCUCAUGCAAUGGUUUUUGAAAAUCUAGUGCAGGAGGGCGGUGUCGUUUUCUUUUUUGGGGGGUUGUUCAAACUAGUAUGUAACCAAUAAACAGUUCUGUAAUCUAUAAACAAUUUUGUACAAUCAACCUGGAAAAGGGCCUCCCUACAGAAAUGGAAUACAGUAUUUGAUUACCGUUGGACUUGGAAUAUUUAAGGAUUUUUUUGUACUUUCAAAUUUAUGAUGAUGCGGGCGGUGCCUGCGAACCAAGACUAUUAUUUUUUUUAGCCUUACAGAACAUUAGUUAAAGGUGAAGGACUUGAUGAUUUCAUAAUGACCAAUAUAACCUGAAGAAGGCAAGGAUCAUGGCAUCUUAUUUAAUGAUAAUAUAUUUCUAUAUAUAGUGAUUAAUAUAAGUAAUAGCAAGGAUUUCUCUAGGACUCCAAACUAAGUGGCAGGCAAAUUGAGCCUACCGUAUUUUGAAUAUUAGAUGUUUAUACACACCAGCCUAUAAUUGAGUCUGGGCUAGUCACUCUGUAAUAAAGGUAGAAGCUGGGUCUCUGUUAGAUGCCGGUUCUAGAUAAGUCCCUGAAUAUGCUUGGUUUCAUAGCUUUGAUAUUAAAGUUUAUUAAUAAUAAUUUAAUUUGAUUAAGUCUGUAGAAGACAGAGCAUCAUGUUAUAGUAUUGGCUUGGAACUGGGUGUUAGUGCUGUGAGAAGGAACAUACAUCAUUUCAUUUCAGUGACUGAUUGUCGAGACAGCCUUUCGAGUAGAAGGUUUCUUCAAAAGCAGUGCCUAUUGUUGUGUUCGAAUCUACCUGUUCACCACACUGUGUGCCUUUGUGAUUGGCUGUUGAUAUUAUCGGCUGUCAUCUGUACAAAUGACGUUUUUCAUGUGUGUGUAUGAAUAACAGUAUUAUUGAUCUUGAAAGAAAGUUUAUUCUAUUUAUAUGCAUUUCUUAUUUCACUUCAGUUCUUGGUGAAUGAACAAUAAUGAAGCUUGUCUCUUUGAGGCAGAAUAUGGCCCAGUACCCCAUUUGUGAUAUGUUGUCACUAAAGAGGAUUGAAGGGACAAGAUGGCUGUUUGCUAUUGAUAAUCCUACAUAGGCCAGCCAUGGCACGGCUGACUUCGUGGGUCAUUGUCCCUCGAUGGCAAGACCUGUUGCUCAUGCCAUCAACCACUGGUUUACCUGUCCACGACAGGUUGAGAUGAUGUAGCUGAGAUACUGCUGACGAUGAAAGUGAUGUUUGUAAUGUGUACAGAGCUGGGCUGGAAUGACAUGCUGAAAUCUCAAUACGAUCUGUAUCACGACACUUCAUAUGUAUCAUGGGACAUCAUUUUUUGUUAGAAAUUAUUCCGAAGUGGUGAUUUUAGUGGUAGAAACUAACAGUCGAUGUUAAUAUUAUUUUAAGCAGGACUAACCUUGUUCCUAAAAAUAAUGUUUAUCAGUGUUAGCUUGUGAACAGAUGAUGGAAAUAGUUACUGAAAUGAUACUAUCAGUGAAGAAUGCAGCAUAUCGUAUCAAUGAGUUUUGUAUCGUGCUGCAUCAGUGCUGCAGUAAAUACUGUCAGUUUUAGCAUACAGAGUGUGUGAGUGAGUUAAACUUUUACAUUGCUUCUGUAUAGCGAUUUUGGCAUGAAUAGAGACAAAAAUAAUUUCAGUGUGUUUGACAAAUGUGCUGUGUGUUAAAUUUCAUAUAAAUUAUGGCAAAAAAACAAAUAUUGUCUCUAUGCAUGCAUUUUGAUUUAUCAUGCUAUGAAUGUUCGAUGAAACUGAAAUCAUCUCAACAUUGACACCUUGUAAAUUGUUUUUAUAAAAACAACUACCAUGACUACAGGUAUUACAUAUGUUGUAAAUAUUUCAAAAUAACAAAAGAAAUGUAACAUUCUACAAUGAGACAAUAAUAUCAUUUGAGCAGCUAGAAUAUUGUAAAAGUCAAUCAAGCAUUCAAGGCACUGUCACAAACGAUGCCCGUCUCUCCUAUUCUAGAGACAGGAUGGUUGUGUUGCUUGUAGGGCCAUUGUUGGGUAGAGUUGUAGGUGGUCUGUACUUUGAGGUUAAAGUGGCUUAUCUCCCUUUGCUUGGUGUUGUCAGGACCAGCUGAAAAAGGCGGCGCCUGUACAGGGGGGUAUCGGGAAGUGGCUGCU
Haliotis rufescens (red abalone) is the source of this 6815-nucleotide messenger RNA. RefSeq names its product protein SON-like. Bases 156 to 2597 code for a protein of 813 amino acids. The record is from RefSeq and is a predicted model, not a curated record. Gene Ontology annotation, biological process: regulation of mRNA splicing, via spliceosome; regulation of cell cycle. The transcript is spliced from 11 exons. Lineage: Eukaryota; Metazoa; Mollusca; Gastropoda; Lepetellida; Haliotidae. Gene Ontology annotation, molecular function: RNA binding.